AUGGAUCCUGACAUCCAGAGGGACAAAAGCAAAUACUGCCAUUUCCAUGAAGGUUACGGCCAUGACACGGAUAGGUGCUGGGACCUCAAGAGAGACAUAGAGCAGCUAAUUCAAUCUGGAUUGUUGAAGAAGUUUGUCAAUGACAGACCUGGAGAUAAAAGGAAAGGGGAGCUAAUAGAGAAAGAAAAGCAGAACAAGAAGAAAAAAGAGGUCGCAGGCGUAGUACACGUGAUAGAAGGAGGAGAGCCCUACAGCAACAAUCAGAAAAAGAAAAGAAAUAGAAGAGGGUCAGCCACUCUAUUUUCAAUUGAAAGAGAAGUAAUUCCAGAAGUAUCAUUCGGACUGGACAAUGGGCAUCACUUCUAUGAACCUGUUAACCCUGGAAGCAUUCAAAGAGAUGAAAGGCUUAGCAACAGAUCUGCGGAAGUCCUCAGUCCCACUAGUGGGUCUCGGAGGAACACCAAUACACCCGGAGGGGACGGUCAACUUAUACGUAGAGUUGGGAAACAAAAAUGA
Molecule: messenger RNA, 516 nt
Organism: Mercurialis annua (annual mercury)
Lineage: Eukaryota; Viridiplantae; Streptophyta; Magnoliopsida; Malpighiales; Euphorbiaceae
Exons: 2
Coding region: 1-516 (171 amino acids)
Source: RefSeq, a predicted model, not a curated record